ACACCCUCGGUGACGUUCGAGGUGGACCUCAGUCGGCCGCGAGUCCUCGGACGGUGAGACUCUUUUUUUUCUAUUUACACAUUUUCAUUUACGACCGGAGAAAGAAAGCAGCUUGUUCCUUCGCUCGGCCGCUCGCCUACUCGUCUUCCUCGUGUCAGAGUUUCUUUCAAAGCUUCCUCGCGUUCCUGAAACUACCUCGAGGGCCAAGGUCGAGAGCGAGAGACGUUUUUCCCUCGAACGAUAAGUAAAACACAGUCGCGGUAUACCGGACGGCGAAAGGAUGUGAGAGGACUAUAUGGAUAAACACCAAACGGGCAGGGCAGAUUCAUCGAAAUCACGAACACGUGGCGAGACGUGAAGCGGGCGUUGAGCCUGCUGUGCGUAAAGAAAUUCUCCGGGAGUGCGACCAUGUUGGAGGCUCCACCCGGAAGUCGAGAAGACCUCGUGGAAGCAGCAAGAACUCCAUGUACGCCUACAGAUCUGGACACCAUGUUGUACGGAUACACAAAUAGCAUAUACGUGCUGGACCACACUCCCGAAUCCUUGCCGGAUAUGGAUAUGCUGCAACUAUUCGCCUCGCCGGCAGGACGAGCACUUCUCACUAACGACGACCGGCCGAGAGGAUCGACGUCGACCUCCUCCUUGUCUCGAGAAUCCUCCUCGAGGUUGAAGAGGGGCAGAAGACCAUCGGGAACCGGGACGGUAAGCGCGCCCACUUCCCCGCCGAGGCAACGAAAGUCAAGCGCGGAGCUUUACAAAGAAGCCGUUGAAAUACUCGGACUCACGUGUUCUCUGACCGACAGUUGUCGAUGCAUCGAUUGUCAGAGCAACUACUUUGACUGCGACGACGAUUGCGGCGAUGCGAGAACGGAAUUGGCUGCGGGCACUCCCAUACUGCUCGAUCACGCUUUGUCGCAUCCAUUGGCGUGUUCCAUACAGUAGCAGGCCAAGUGGACGAGAACAAAAGAAGAACCCGGACCCUUUAUUAACUCAGCCUACCGCGCAUCGUCUAAAACUUAUUCUGCCAGAUCUUUGGAGGAUCUUUGGAGGAAAAGCGACGAAAGAAACGUUUUCGAAAGUAACGUUUUUCCUCCUUCGCAUAUCUUUCAAAUUGCGCAUCUGUCGAAUUUUCAAUUUAUACAUCUUUCUUCAUUAUUGUCAGCUCGAAUUAUCUCGUCCGAAUGAUCAUCGAGUACUACCUACAUACGUUUGUACUUUUGGAAAAUCAUAAAACAAGGAGGUUUUGCGAUCGACGAAGAAUAGGCAGACGAAUAAAGGGACGCUAAUGACUAUGCCAAAUUAUCGAUAGAAGGAUAGCGUUAAUCCAGUUCAUUCGUGUACCUACGCGGUGCGUUAGACAAUUAUAUUAUACAUCAUAUUUCCUACUCCUUUUAUUAUUAUUGUUAUUAUUGUAAACUAAUCGAGUUUAGCGAAUUCAAAUAUAUCGUUGCUCAGAGUUAAACCAAAGAUAUAUGUGAGGAGAAAAAUGCGCGUACGCAGGUACGCCGGUUUCUCCCUAGAUUACCGUCUUCUUUUCUCGGAGUAAGAAGGUGUUUGUGUAUAUUACGUAGAUCUUAACGAUAAAUGAUAUAUGACAUAGUUAUAAACGAAAUUAGGCCUGAGAACGAUUUAUGCGUUCACCCGAUCGAAGAUGCAAGAUGAUGUUCGAGGGGUGGGGGGGGGGGAAGAGGGAAAAACAUCCCGAAAAUCUCGAAGGAGUCUAAAACGUAUUGUAAGAGGGGAUUCUAGUGCCAAAUAACAAGACACGUUCGUAAGCUACGCCGUUUACGAAUUAUCUGUACCUACCUUGUUGCUAAGCUUGCCAGAUUAUUAAAUGAAUAUUUCAAUGAUGAAUGAAUAAAUAAAUAAAUAAAUAUAUAGGUAUAUAUAUAUAUAUACAUAUAUAAUAUAAUAUAGAUGGAGUUUCGAGCGCUCUGAUCGAGUUUUCUAUGUACAUCUCGAGUUACAAAUCGAAGCCUUCCCCAAUAACUAUAUUAUUAACGUACACACAGGAUUUCGUAAAUUGACAUCAUUAAAAGUACAUACAAUUCGUCGUUUGUUCUUUCUUUGAUGACAAAGCGGAAAAAAAGAAAUGUUAUAAUUGUUACUUUUUUGACAACGAGACACACCUACUCUCUCUCUGCGUUAUAACAGGACGUACGCUGACUGCCAGCGAUUUAUCGUACAAUUGAAAGAUUCGAUUUCGACGAUGUCGUCGUCGUCGUCGUCGUCGUCGUCGAUUUCGAUUCAAUUUGUCUUCCUUUAUCCAAUAUUAUAAUCGUUUGCGUAUAUCUAUCGACUCUAUCCAAGUCGUCGUUUUAUAUCGCGCCAAACGAUUCGAUCUCAUGGAAAUGUUACAAUUUAAUCUACAAUUACCGCGGUGGAAUCUAAGUAGAAUAGAGCUUUUAAGAAGACAUUUUUCCAACAAAUAAACUAUCCAAGACUAAGGACAUUUCCUCUUUGCUUUGUCGAAAUCGUUAACGAAACGCUAUAUCCGAUUAGAUAUUCAUUCUCUUACUGAUACAUAUAUAUAUACUUACUUACGAUUAGUUAUUUACUUCUAUACGUAUUACUGCCUUUUUACUCGCGAACAGGAACGUUUAGAUUACUUGGAUUCAUUCUUAUCGAUCGAUCGAUUUGCGAUUUAGCUCACGACGAUUCUCAUCUGUGAAAAUAUAGGCGAAAUCAAUAAGAGAUAUCCUUCUCAUUCCAGCGAGACGCAUUUCAAAUCGAGAAUGAUUCAAAAGCGUGACAGAUAUCGAGCUCUCUGUCUUUUAAUCGAUCAUUUUAUAGCAACGCGGUUAUUACGAACAAAUCUAGAAGCAUUCCUGUAAACUACGAUGGCGUACUCUUGGAUAUGGCUAAAAUUCAAAUAUAAUAUAAUAAAAUAUAGCUCCAUUUCCGUUUUAA
Messenger RNA from Polistes canadensis, 2910 nucleotides. RefSeq lists its product as uncharacterized. Lineage: Eukaryota; Metazoa; Arthropoda; Insecta; Hymenoptera; Vespidae. The record is from RefSeq and is a predicted model, not a curated record. Bases 409 to 942 code for a protein of 177 amino acids. The transcript has 6 exons.